This is a messenger RNA of Eimeria acervulina, 756 nucleotides long. RefSeq lists its product as hypothetical. The record is from RefSeq and is a predicted model, not a curated record. The transcript has 3 exons. Bases 1 to 756 code for a protein of 251 amino acids. Lineage: Eukaryota; Apicomplexa; Conoidasida; Eucoccidiorida; Eimeriidae.
AUGCGAAGCCUCCCUCUUCAAUCGUUUCGUCUUCUGGCUGCUCUGCCUAUAGACUCCGAUAAAAUUCCUUAUACUUUUGAUUUAGAUGAUGUAGUAGAGCGCAGGGGCCCCCAUGGGGGCCCCCAUAGACCAGGGGCCCCCUCAACAUCUUCUUCACCUCUAAGGGGUCUCGUUAUUAGAACGCCAAGAGGCAUUCAAGAUUUCACAGAAGAUCAAGACCCUGAAAAUAUGGAUCCGGGUUCAGACGAAGUGCAGGUGGCGUGGGAAGACGGCACCGUCGCAAAUGCGCGCUGCAGCAGUUUAAAUUUAGUUGACCGUUGCUUCUACCUUGGCGACGCGGUGUUGCAUGGGGAGCGGGGAUCGCUUGGGAUCGUCUUGGAGGUGGUUCAGUGUGUAGACAUUGCGAUACCUGUAGAAAUACUUCAAAGGGGCUUAGCAGAACAACAAACCCCACAGCAGCAGCAACAGCAGCAGCAGCAGCAGCAGCAGCAGCAGCAGCAGCAGGGAGGGAGUGGGGGUUUGGGUGCAGCAAAUGCAUUUCCUUCUCGUUUACAGGGUAUUUACGCUCGCGCUCUGGGGCCCCCUUUCUUAUCUCUUUGCCCUCCGCUGCUGCAGCAGCUGCAGCAAUUUAAUCAGGGGCUGCCGGUAUUAAAAGAAGGACGUCUUGGCUGCGUCAUUGAUGGGAAAGCAGAUUAUCUUAUUCACCUCGAUUCAAACCACGAAUUCGUUCUUGAAGAUGGGUCAGCAACGGUUUAG